AAUAUCUUCUUGUUUCUCUUCUCACCUUAUCUAUCUAUCAUCAAAGAAUCAAGAUCAAGCAACUUCAAAUCCAAUUGACGUGAGACCUGGCAAAGCUUCUGAACUCUGGUGCUUCUCUUUCUCUAACCUUUUCGAUUCCGACACUCUUACCAUUCUGGCUAUGCACCUCUGUAUCUAUCCCCAAGCAAGGUCAUAUGAGUCUCUCUUUUGGAAGUAGAAGAGGCUUAGUAGUCAGAGUUGUAUCGUCUCUGGACUCAUCUGAAUCAAGUGCCAAGAUUGCUCCUCUUCGGCUGGAAUCCCCAAUUGGGCAGUUUCUUUCUCAAAUUUUGAUAAAUCACCCGUAUCUUGUGCCUGCUGCGGUAGACAGCAGCUUGAGCAGCUCCAAACUGAUUUAAUUUUGUACAGGAGAAUUGCCGAGGUGAAGGCUAAUGAGAGGAGGAAAGCUCUGGAAGAGAUCUUGUACGCUUUGGUGGUGCAGAAGUUCAUGGAUGCUAAUAUUUCUCUGAUACCUUCCAUAACCCCUGAUACAUCUGGUGUAGUUGAUUCGUGGCCUAACACAGAUGGGAAACUUGAGCAGCUUCACUCACCUGAAGCAUAUGAGAUGAUCCAAAACCACUUGUCUCUCAUUCUGGGCAACAGAGUAUUAAGGAAAACAGUAUCACCAUGGAGUCAAAGGCACAACUUAUUACUUUUCUGCAAAUUUUACUUCAAGUUGGCCCGUGAGCAAGUUGAAAAGGCAAUUGACAAUGGAUCACGUCCUGAAGCAUUACCAAAUUCUCAUACUCAACCCUCUACAACUCCUGUUAUUGAAGCAACACCUAGCGCAGAUAAUUCAUCUUUAAUUGGUCAAGGAGAACCAUCAAGUUCUGUUUCACUUGCUCUUGUCAUUGAAGCAACUUCUGGAUCACCUGCCUCUCCUUCUGCAAUCCCUAUAAAUGGAACAAAAGUGGAUGAAGUUGAGGCACCUGUAAAUGUUGUCACACCAUCAGAUGCUAGUGUAGGAAGUGAUAGAGCUUUUGUUACUGAUGUUAAUACUGCUAGAACACCAAUGUAAUUAUUUGAUGCCUUUUUUGGGCUAAACAAAUACAUGAAGCUAAUUGUUACGUGAUAUGUAUGAUGAUGUUUGUAAUUGUAUUACACUAUUACUCAUUAUGGUCAUAAUA
Gastrolobium bilobum is the source of this 1163-nucleotide messenger RNA. RefSeq lists its product as uncharacterized. Lineage: Eukaryota; Viridiplantae; Streptophyta; Magnoliopsida; Fabales; Fabaceae. The record is from RefSeq and is a predicted model, not a curated record. The transcript is spliced from 4 exons. The coding region runs from base 485 to 1054 and encodes 189 amino acids.